GUGACGAAUGCUUGAAGUCAGCAGGUCGCUCGCCGUGUUCACGAACGUCCCACUCCCACAAAGCCUGGCUCUUGAGGCCGUCUCAGAAGCAGCGGCGACGCUGAAGUCUUUAGGCCUAGAUCAUGUCUGGGCUAUCUGGGCGUCUAUUUUGUCCCUUCAUGUACCUGCCUCGGUUCUUGUGGGGAGCCGACCCCCUCGCAGACUCCCCUUGUCUAUCUCGUCUGUACUCAACGUCGCUUGCCACUCCCCACCGUAGAGAUGCAGCCUUCAGGUAGAGAGAGCGCUGGUAAUCACAUGCCCUCUCAUCAAUUGGCUUCGUGCCCUCGGCAGACGGAUGUAUUCUACGUCAAUGGGAUACCUUCUCAAUACGUCCGGGACGGUAACCUCGUCAUCGAUGACAAAAACGCUUCGCUCAGGUCGUUUACAUAUAUCAAGACGCUGGGAGAUGGGUACUUCGGCACCGUCACCUUAUGCGACUGGCACGGCGCGCUUCCACCGAACACGGCGCCUCCAGAUAUGCAGAGGUCUCGGCCUGAAUACGCGGGGAAGCGUCUGGUCGCUGUGAAGCGGAUGAAGCGAGUGUGGGAAGGUGGCUGGGCAGAGUGCAAGAAACUCAAGGAGAUCGAGUUUCUGCGCACUAUUCCUGCUCACCCUUCCCUGAUAUCAUUCUAUGACGUGUUUCUGUCCCCGGAAACGAAGGAGCUCUACAUGGUCUUCGAGUCGAUGGAGGGCAACCUGUACCAGCUCAUCAGAGCCCGUAAAGGACGACCUUUGGCCGGAGAGCUCGUAGCGUCCAUCUUUCGGCAAGCCGUCUUAGGCCUUCAUCACAUGCACAGCAACGGAUACUUUCACCGCGAUCUAAGGCCGGAGAACAUACUCGUGACCACCACUGGACUUUCGAACUACCGAUCCUUGUCACCAAUUGCUGCUCCUGGCACGACCGAAAGAGAUAUAAUCGUCAUCAUCAAACUCGCUGAUUUUGGUUUGGCCAGAAAGAUCGCUUCCCACCCACCGUACACGGAGUACGUCUCGUGUCGUUGGUAUCGCGCCCCCGAGCUCCUUUUUGAGGUCCGAGAUCACUCCACACCUAUUGAUAUCUGGGCGUUAGGCGUUACGAUGGCUGAGCUAGUCAACCUUCGACCUCUGUUUCCAGGAACGGCGGUAAUCGAUCAGCUUGACAAGAUUUAUGACGUCCUCGGCGACCCUUACCAUGACCACGGGGUUGAUUCGCGUGGCAGACCGAGAGGCGGAGGUCGGUGGGUAUGGGGUGUUCAAUUCGCGCGCAGGCAGUGGGGCUAUCAUCAUGAGAAGAUAACACCUCGAGGCAUAGAGACCUGUUUUGAUCCCAGUGUUCCGUUGACGCUGGUGGAUUGCAUAUCGGAUCUCCUGAGGCACGAUCCAGCCAAACGACUGACUAGUCAAGAGUGCCUCGCACAUCAAUAUUUUGUGGAGUCAAAUCCGGACCAUACCCCGCUGACCUUAAGCUUAGGCUCUCCUCAUGUAGACGCUCGUCCGGUGCAAUGUGGCGGAAAAGACGAUACCACUACACGAACACCAGGACCGAAGAAACUUAUUCUUGAUCUCCGCGUUCGAGAUGACUUGGUAAACGUUGCUGUCGAAGAGAAGGACAGUCAGCUUCUCGUAUACGGAACAUUUGGGUCAGACAUUGAGCGUCUCUCGAGGCGGCAAGGUCAUGACUACUUCGCUGAGUUCUGGUACGGGCUUCUGUAUGCUUCUGCUUCUGUUUUCGCAUUGGUAUUAUUCGCUAUUACGUAUGCUUUAAUCAUGCUGUGAAGCCUCUUGAGAAGCAGCAUACGGCUGCGUGUCCUGACACUAUACCAUAUUGCAAUUGUAUUCGUGGUUAU
Molecule: messenger RNA, 1865 nt
Organism: Coniophora puteana RWD-64-598 SS2
Lineage: Eukaryota; Fungi; Basidiomycota; Agaricomycetes; Boletales; Coniophoraceae
Product: kinase-like protein
Exons: 4
Coding region: 259-1794 (511 amino acids)
Biological process (GO): intracellular signal transduction; protein phosphorylation
Cellular component (GO): nucleus; cytoplasm
Molecular function (GO): ATP binding; protein serine/threonine kinase activity; protein tyrosine kinase activity
Source: RefSeq, a predicted model, not a curated record